Molecule: messenger RNA, 1704 nt
Organism: Schistosoma haematobium
Lineage: Eukaryota; Metazoa; Platyhelminthes; Trematoda; Strigeidida; Schistosomatidae
Exons: 1
Coding region: 731-1123 (130 amino acids)
Source: RefSeq, a predicted model, not a curated record
UCGAUGCCUCUUCCAACAACCAGAUUAACAAUUUUUAUAGACACAUGGAACUUCCAGACAAUGUAAAAGACCGGGAGGACAGGUCAAAUAACAACGUAAAUAGGGAGAUACAACUUGACGGCACUUGAAAUCGGCGAAACCAAUUGGACCGAAUAUGGACAGCAAAGGCUGUAUGCUGCUGUUCUCCGGUCACGAUGAGAAAAAUGUUCCACACACGAAGGGAGUUACUCUGAUGCUGUCUAAACGAGCACGAAAUGCACUGAAAGGGUGGGAAUGUCAUUCAACAAACCAGUUGUAGGCGUCACAAUAUUCGCACACAAACGCGUACAAAAAGAUGAAGGAGUCUCACUGGACCACACUGCAGAGAACCAGAUCGAUCAUGUAUGCAACACUAGAACAUUCAGAAGGACGGUGGAAGAUGUGAGAAUCAGGAGAGGAGCUGACAGCUUCAGAUAACCACCUGGUUGUGGUCAGGAUGAAACCGGAGCUAAAGAAGCACCAGAAAACUGGAGAAACAGCAUUACAAGGGUUCGAUAAAGCCUUCCUUCGAGAUACUAACAAACUCAACGAAUUCUAGAUAACUCUCAACAACAGAUUUCAAGCCUUACAGGAUCUACUGAAAGAAGGAACUAGCAAAGAGGACAACUGGAAAGAUAUCAAAGAAGCAUUAACUUCAACGUGUCAGGUUGUUCGGGGCCCCAAGAAGCAUCACCAUAAGGAAUGGGUCUUUAUGGAAUCUCUGAACAAGAUGAAAGAAAGAAAGAACAAGAAGGCAGCAAUUAACAACAGCCGAACACGAGCAGAGAAAUUCCAAGCACAAGCUGAGUACAUAGAAGCAAACAGGCAAGUUUGGAAUCGCAUUAAAUCUUACAAGGUGAAAUACGUGAAAGAUCUAACAAAGACAGCUGAAGAAGCUUCAAGAGAAGGAAAUAUCAGACAACUAUAUGAAAAAACGAAGAAAGUGAUAGGAAAAUAUAGUAAACCAGAGAGAUCGGUCAAGGAAGAGGAAGGGAAGCUAAUCACUGAGAGUCAAGAACAGAGGGGCAUAUGGGAAGUAACUACAAACAUGCUCCACAUUCUGUUCGGGAAGAUUUGUGAGGAAGAGCGAGUGCCGACAGGCUGAAAGAAGAAAACCGCAUCAAGAUACAAAAGAAAGGAGAUCUGAGCAAAUGUGAGAACUAUAGAUGCUUCACACUACUGUCAGUACAAGGAAAGGUUUUCAACAGGGUGUCGUUGAACCGGUUGAAAGAUUCAGUAGAUGCCUAGUUUGAGGUUCAACGGGCUAGAUUUCGCAAGGGUCGGUCCUGAACAGACCAGUUCGUGACGAUGCGGACCAUCGUUGAACAAUCAAUCGAAUAGAGUCGGUCAUUAUAAGUUAGCUUCCCUGAUUAUGAGAAAGUAUUUGACAGUGUGGAUAGGAGAACAUUAUGGUAACAUCUUAGACACUGUGGUGUACCUGAAAAAAUCGCCAAUAUUAUCCGGAAUUCAUACGACGGAUUACACUUCUCUUUCCUGUGGUGGUGAACUAGAUUAUAAAGACCUCCACAUCUGAGGAGAAGUACAGUGUAGCAGCAGCCUUUGGAUCAGUGAGCUUCAACAUACGCAAAGGGAAAAGCAAGAUUCUUAAAUACAACACGGAGAACACCAAUACAAUCAUUAUUCAUGGAGAAACUCCGGAAGAGGUAGAAUCUUUCAUGUACCUGG